Messenger RNA from Suillus paluster, 4061 nucleotides. Its product is annotated as ER-golgi trafficking TRAPP I complex 85 kDa subunit-domain-containing protein. The coding region runs from base 93 to 4061 and encodes 1322 amino acids. The record is from RefSeq and is a predicted model, not a curated record. Gene Ontology annotation, biological process: endoplasmic reticulum to Golgi vesicle-mediated transport; protein localization to phagophore assembly site. Gene Ontology annotation, cellular component: TRAPPIII protein complex; cytoplasmic vesicle; phagophore assembly site. Lineage: Eukaryota; Fungi; Basidiomycota; Agaricomycetes; Boletales; Suillaceae. The transcript has 18 exons.
AGCUAUUAGUACUUUGUGCUUUACGCCGAGGAGGGUCAAAGCCAUCAUUGGGCCAGCUAGCCAAUUUGUAGAGCAACGCAAGAGCGACGUUCAUGGCCCGAGUUUUACCUUCAUCGCUGACCCCGCACAUAUGCAUAAUCCCUUCCCCAGACCUUGAAGACCUUCUCCAGUCUUCUUCUCUACCUUCUCUGCCUCAUAUUUUACAGUCAUUUUCCCCCUUACCACAAGUCACAACCCGUACGACUGCUUUGACCACAGUCCCCCAUGCAUGCUUUGCUCUUCGUUUUUCUGACUUAGCAGAAAUCGAGGCCGCGUGUCGUGAGGAUGAGGAACAACGCGCCACCCGAACUAUUGACUGGAUCGGUGACCGUAUCAGCAAACGCUGCACGAAAUGGGUAGAUGAUUUCGAGAAGAUCCACGAUCGAGAUAUUGCAAGAACCCCUUGGUGGGAUGAAUUAAGACGUUGUGCCGAAGGUGAUCACGUUCCAGCUAGAGAUGAGGGGUGGAAUCAUCCAAUGUCAAUUAUAUUAGCAGUCUCUACUACCGCACCAAACCCUUUGCAGGCAAUCACUGCCCUACAUUCCCGCACAUUAGACUUUCCAUCAUGGGUAGACGUCACACAUCUCAUUUUCACCCUAAUCAUUCAUCCAAAGGACUCUCCACUUUCUGAUGAAGAAGCAGGCGCCCUCUUCAAUGCUGUUAAGAAACAGUAUGGUCUACAUACUUACCUUCUUUCUCUUGAGCUUUCAUCCCCUCCGCCACCCCCCGUGUCCAUUCCAGCACUCGUUCCUCGACUACCCCCAUCUACUAUUCUCAAUGGUUCGGUCGAUGGCGCACGCCCUGACCCAAAGACCGCACAAACAGUCCCAUUGAACACUCUCAGGAUGUCUGAACAAGACAUCUCACAAACCGCCAGAUUUACACGAGAAUUCGUGACAAUGAACUUGGUUCCAUGGAUGGAGAAAUGUGUUAUAGAAUGGAACGAGGCCUAUUCCUCGAGCCGAAGACUACCAUCACGCUUGUUUACAUCAACACGUCGACUUUUUGGCACUUCAUCCUCACCUUCACAAGCCCCUGCACACUCCUCCAGCUCCUCUACUUCUUCUCUGCCCACACGGUCACACACACACAGCGUACCCCAGUCAUCUUCUACGCUGCCUCCUCCACCAUCACAGCAACGACGCUUGGCUGAGUUUGCAACAAUCCUUGGCGACUUCAAACUAGCAGUUUCUGUAUGGGAAUCAUUACGGAAGGAAGGGAAGGGAGGUUCUGAUAUCCUCCCUUUACUUAUCGCUCCCUCGCCAGCCGUACAGCUUCACGUCUCUCAUGCCUUGAAUACUCUCCACCCCCAAAGCAUCGAGCUCCCAUCACAUGCACAAUUACGCGCUUUGUUAUACGCGGUGCGAUGGGAAUCGACCCUCACGAUUAGCGACUUCCUAAGCAAUACUCUCGAGGGUGAGCGAUGGCUUGUCUGGGCUGCGGGCAACGCAGAAGAACCACCAGCAGCUCUCUUGUUGGCUCACGCAGCACUCCUCAGUGUUCGGAAAGAUGCACGACGGCGAGCAGCCCUGUGGUACUUCUUUGCUGCAAAUCGUCUGGAGAAAUGCGGCAUCAAACCACUAACCAUGUAUUUCCUUCGGAGAGCCCAUGAAUUGUCCAUCUCUCGCCCGGAGAGACCCUUGUCGCCAUCAUUUUGGAUUUCUGAAAACAAACAACCAUCAGACUUUCAAGGCUUUGACGCUGUCAUGUCUGGUAUCGAGCACCCACUUGGAAGAUUGCUAUAUACCACAGGUGACGUAUCAGGUGCUAUUCGGUACUUCUUGGGCCUCUUGCGGUGGUCGUCAGCAUCGUCAUCUCCACUCGCACAGCUCUCCAAUCAUACUGUGGACAUCACGAAAGAUCCCGACAACUCGGACAAGGUGUUCCUGGAGGACUUCCAGGUUGCUAUUUCGCACUUGAAGUCGAUAUACGGGGAGCAAGCGCGCUUGGAGGAUCUCAAGCUACCGCUUCGCUUCGUUGUCCCCUCGCAGACCUGCGUUCGAUUAGCACGAGACUCUGUCGAUGGCGAGCAGUCCGAGUGGGAGACUCGGGAAGAAAUAUGGUCAUCCUUCUGGAAGUCUCGAGGGAAGGAGAGGCUUGAACAAAGUGGAAAGGCCGCUGUGGGAGAGGCAUUCUGGGUUGAUAUCACCUUGCGCAAUCCCCUCGAUACGGAGGUCACCUUGGCCAAUCCAACGGUGAUAAUCGAAUCGUCCUCUGGAGAUGCUGCCUGGAUUCGGGAUAAUGUUGUAAUCGAGACCGCGGAGGAUACUGUCCUUUAUGCUAAGGAGUCGCGGAUAAUUUCCAUUGCCAUCAAAUCUUCCAAACCAGCAUCAUUGGCUAUUACGGGCGUUGCUUACGACUUCCUGGGGCUCCUUCCAACAGUGGAGCCACUGGCACGCCGUGGUCGCAGGCUACAGGAGACAGCUCAGCAGAGACAGACAGUCACGUACGCUCCUGACGUGCUCUUGAAGCUCGAUGUGGAAGAGGCAAGCCAAGAGCUCGCUGUGGCCUUCGUGGACGAUGGACAGCUUGUGCUUGCUGAGGGAGAGUGUAAGCGAAUGAAGCUGUGGAUGUCGAAUGCUGGUUCGAGAGAUAUUGGGGAGGUAUGGGUUGUGCCUGGUGCUGAGGAUCAGAUCUGGAUCGAGCCUCUGGAUAGUGCGUCAGUUUCAGCUACGAGCAUGAAAUGGAAAACGUGGCAGUCUGAUAACAUGAUUGUUCCACCAACACCGUACGGUAUACCCCUCGCGGAGAAGCUCGUGGCAGCUAAGAGCACCGAAGUCACGGUUGUUUUCCAUGCAGGUCGUAAGGGGAAACAAGACCUGUCGCUUCUCUUCGUUUAUCGCGAGGCACAAGGUAGCCCAUUCCACUGCACGCGCGUCACGAGGAGUUACGAGGUCGUCCAGUGCCUCCAGAUCUCUACUGCCUCGCACCCAAGUCACUCACGAGAUCACUCAUUCUCGUUAAGUCUGGACCUGGCUAAUAUCUCGUCUUCGAGUUAUGUGGAGAUCAACCAAGUGACAACGAUGAGCGCCAGUUGGUCCUGUUCUCCCCUGGCUGAACUUGAGUCUGAGCCUUUGCGUCCUUCUCAGUCAGCGCGGAUAUCAUUUGGCGCUACUUCCACUGGUGAUUGUACAAGUGUGAAUGCAGUCUCAGCAUUUGUCUCGAGGAAACUGAGCAACGUGCUGCAUGGUCAAGCUAUCGAGCCCGACAGUCCACCACCACUAGAACUCCUCUGCGGACAUGUCUCCCAGACAUUUGCCUACGAACCGUUUGUCGCUCACUUCAUUAUGGAUGCACGACGGAUAGCCGUCUCACACACGCUCGCUCAAUCACACCCCCGAAUACCCGCAUCGUCGUACCCCAGCAUCUUCCCGCUUUACAACCCGCUCUCGGUGGAUUUCGUCAUCUUUUGGAGGAUCCCUUCUGAGCAGCGUUCCGGUCACAUCCUUGUUUCAGAGAUUACUCUAGGCGCAAGCCAUGCUGCGCUUCGAGAAGUGCUCGAGGGGGUGGAGAGCGCCAGAGUCAAGCGAAGCAUGUAUGCUGAGACACAACGGGAGAAGGCGGAGACGCUGCAAGCUAUCCGUGAUAGCGAGUGGAACGCGGAGAUGAACCCGAUCGUUGUGAAUGUGAAGGAUGGUUUGGUGGUUGAGCAUGAUUUCAGCAAGGGGGUUUGUAAAGCUCCUGUGGAGUUUGCGAUUCGCAAUCAUUCCUUGUCGCAUCCGUCGCGCUUUAUCAUUAGACUUGACCCUCGUCAACAUUCGUCAUCGACUCUACUCCCUGCGCCAUACUGUGGCCGGAUGACCUUUAGAGGGCUUCUGGAGCCAUUGCAGUCGACGUCUGUCCUCGCCCAGCUGUGCGCUACUCAUCCAGGAACGUACUCACUGUCAGGCUGGCGGCUAGAGACCGAGGUAGGCGAACCUGGCACAGACAAUGGUUCAUGGCAAGUGAGGCACCGUUACGAGCAGAGUGCGCCUUCAGACGACUCAUCAUCAAUCGUUAUAUCGGAUAUCUCGCAACCAUAA